This is a messenger RNA of Pseudophryne corroboree (corroboree frog), 1615 nucleotides long. RefSeq names its product SDE2 telomere maintenance homolog (gene SDE2). The record is from RefSeq and is a predicted model, not a curated record. The transcript has 7 exons. Gene Ontology annotation, cellular component: nucleus. NCBI's taxonomy places the organism in Eukaryota, Metazoa, Chordata, Amphibia, Anura, Myobatrachidae. The coding region runs from base 73 to 1467 and encodes 464 amino acids.
UGUUGCGCAUGCGCAGGCUGAGCCAGUGACGUGACGUCACGGUAAGACUCCAGCAGGAGGCGUAGGCAGAAGAUGGCGGAGCUGGUGUGGGUUAGAGAUGCGGCCGGGGUUCGUCUGGCUCCGUGUCAGCUGCCCCGGGGGUCCCUAGUGCGGGAUCUGCUCCCCGUCAGCGGCUCGGGAAGGCCGCGGUGUGAUUUCUACGUGAAGUGCAAUGGCCGGAGAGUCAGUACAGAGGAGGAGCUGCAGUAUGGCGCGGUAUACAGUGUGGAGCCUCGCCUGUGUGGCGGCAAAGGGGGGUUUGGUUCCAUGCUCCGGGCACUUGGGGCUCAAAUUGAAAAGACAACAAACCGAGAGGCCUGCCGCGACCUCAGCGGGAGGCGUCUCCGGGACGUGAACCACGAGAAAGCCAUGGCGGAAUGGAUAAAGAAGCAAGCGGACCGGGAAGCCGAGAAAGAGCAGAGGCACAUGGAGAGGCUGAAACGUAAACUCGCUGAGCCGAAACACUACUUCAACGAUCCGGAGUACGAUCGACAGUGCACCGAUAUGUCGGAGAGGAUGGAGGAUGCGGUUAUCCAGGGUUUGCAAGCUGCGUCCAGCAGAGCGGUUUCCGCUGAUUCCGGUGACUCCCGUAAACGCAGGAAUGAUCCAGGGAGCAGCAAGGGACAAUCGGACAAAAAGAAAUGCCUUUGGUCGGGGGUGGAAGGUUUGGAUGUCUCCUCUUCUUCUUCUUCAAGUUCUGAAAGUAGCAGCGAUAGCGACUCUGAAUCCCCCUGUACAUCGGCGUCAUGUGGAAACACCGUAUCGGGGCUGCACAGCUCCGAGAGCAGCUGUGAUGGAGCAGCACAAGGUUUCUGCGUUACCGCACCAAGUGAACCGAGUGCGGAAGAAAUGGAGACUGAGAGUUCCAUACAGGGUAUCACAGGCGUGGAGCAGCCAACGUGCGAUGGUGGACAGACUGCUUAUAAUUCCGCGGCCUCCCUAGAGCCUGAUAAUCCUGCGGCUAUCCGAGUAGUUGAGGAAUCGGUGGCUGCCCCAGAGCCUGAUAAUCCUGCGGCUAUCCGAGUAGUUGAGGAAUCGGUGGCAGCCCCAGAGCCUGAUAAUCCUGCGACUAUCCCAGCACCUGUGGAAUCGACGACUACUCCAGAGCCUGAAAAUCCUGCGACUACCCCAGCAAUUGAGGAAUCAGCAGUUACCCCAGAGCCGACACAAUCCGCAUUUACCCCUGAAACCCAGCAGAAGCCCCCACACACUGACUCUGCUUCCUUUGACCUCCUGGCGUUCACCUCUGCGGCAGAGAUGGAAGCCCUGGGCCUGGACAAGCUGAAGCUGGAACUCAUGGCCAUGGGUCUGAAAUGCGGGGGCACCCUGCAGGAACGAGCGGCCAGACUCUUCUCCGUACGCGGACUCUCCAGAGAGCAGAUAGAUCCAGCACUCUUCCCAAAGCCAAGCAAGGGGAAAAAGAGAUAGCUUAUGGAGGGGUCAUUACGAUAAGGACUGGAUUGGGGGGGGGGGGGGGGGGGGGGGGUCACGCCCCAGAAAGAUGCCGGAAGGAGGCGAUACACGGACACACAUAUUUUCUGUAUAUUCUUUUUAAUAAACUUUACAUCCUUUUAAA